Messenger RNA from Ziziphus jujuba (common jujube), 959 nucleotides. Its product is annotated as glucosamine 6-phosphate N-acetyltransferase. NCBI's taxonomy places the organism in Eukaryota, Viridiplantae, Streptophyta, Magnoliopsida, Rosales, Rhamnaceae. The record is from RefSeq and is a predicted model, not a curated record. The coding region runs from base 206 to 844 and encodes 212 amino acids. Gene Ontology annotation, biological process: UDP-N-acetylglucosamine biosynthetic process. Gene Ontology annotation, cellular component: Golgi apparatus; endoplasmic reticulum; endoplasmic reticulum-Golgi intermediate compartment. The transcript is spliced from 4 exons. Gene Ontology annotation, molecular function: glucosamine 6-phosphate N-acetyltransferase activity; monosaccharide binding.
GCCAAUAAUAGAAGGCUAAGCAAGCAAAAACUUAUUUUAGCAUAUUCCCGACGAAUAGAGAGAAUUGGCAUUCCUUCAUACGCCUUGCUCUCUCUCAGGCAUUUUAUCGAAUAAGUGACUACCCCGCAAUUACCGCUCCGUUUCGAAGACAAUCUUCCCAAAACCAUUUUAGUAUUAAGCGUGUAGGUGGUUUGUAGAAAGUGUUAUGGUUGUAAGACAUGGCCGGGUUUCUUUGUUACGGGCUAUCAGAAUACCACAUGCCUCACCAGACUGUUUCAUUAAAUCCAUCUCUGUUCCCAGAUCCUGCUCGGUGUCUCUGCAAUCUACUAUUGUCUCCAGUAUAAAGUUGAGUUUUGGAGGCUGGCUCUCCAUUCUAAUGUGCAGUAAUCCAUCCACUGAAGGACCAAAAUUACAAGUACGAAGAUUGGAGAUAUCUGACAAGAGCAGUUUCAUAGAGCUAUUGCAACAGCUAACUGUUUGUGAUUCUGUAUCAGACAAGGAAUUUGAAGAUAGGUUUCAAGAACUCAGCAUCCUGGGAGAUGACCAUGUUAUCUGUGUUAUAGAAGAUGAUCGAUCUGGGAAGAUCAUUGCAACUGGGAGUGUGUUCAUUGAAAAGAAGUUUAUAAGGAAUUGUGGCAAAGUUGGUCAUAUAGAAGAUGUUGUGGUCGAUUCUAAUGCUCGUGGAAUGCAACUAGGGAAGAAAAUUAUUGGAUUCCUCACAGAUCAUGCUCGUUCUAUGGGGUGUUAUAAGGUGAUUCUUGAUUGCAGUACUGAUAACAAAACAUUCUAUGAAAAAUGUGGCUUCAAGCAGAAAGAAAUUCAGAUGGUUAUGUAUUUCACUUGAAAAAUGUUUUAACUUAUUUUGUUUACAGUGAAAAUGCAAAUUUAGAUACCAAUUGGGGACACUAUUUUUAUGGGUUCUUUUAUUUUAUUUUAUUUUUAAUCCCAGUUUAUUUUUA